GAUGCUCCAGGAAUGACCACAAGUUAGGACCUUAAUAACUGUUGCAUCACCAGUAUAUAUAAAGUUGACAGGAGAUCCAAUCCAAGGCUUGUGUGCUGGUGCCAAAAGAAAAACCCUCGCACUUACCUAAAAUUAGCCUUCUUUCUUCAAAAUCCCGAAUUUUUUUCGCUGAAAUGGAAUACGCAAAAUUGACCCUGAAACCUCCGACUUACGGAAACCUUAUUACUAUCCUCAGCAUCGACGGAGGCGGCAUAAGGGGAGUGGUUCCAGGAGUCAUCCUAGCUUGCCUGGAAUCUGAGUUACAGAAGCUGGAUGGCGAGGAUGCAAGGAUCGCGGAUUACUUUGACGUCGUAGCAGGAACAAGCACCGGUGGACUUCUGACUGCCAUGCUAACGGCACCAAAUGAGAAAAACCGUCCCUUGUUUGCCGCCAAAGACAUCAAAUCCUUUUAUUUCGACAAUGGCCCCAAAAUAUUCCCACAAAAUAGGUGCAGCUGCUUGUUUUCCUCCAUUGCGCAAUCGGCAAAGCUUGUGUUGGGGCCAAAAUAUGACGGCAAGUAUCUGCACAGCCUUCUGAGGGACAAGCUUGGAAAUCUGCGGCUACAUCAGACUUUGACCAAUGUCGUUAUUCCGACCUUCGAUAUUAAGCAGCUUCAGCCUAUUAUCUUCUCCAGCUUUGAGGUGAAAAGGAAGACAAGACUCGAUGCUCUAAUUUCUGAUAUCUGCAUUGGUAGUUCAGCAGCGCCAACUUACUUGCCGGCCCACUUCUUUCAAACCUCGGACUCCACAGGUGCGCUGAGGGACUUCAAUCUCAUCGACGGUGGUAUGGCAGCUAAUAAUCCGACUCUGAUCGCCAUCAGUGAAGUGACGAGAGAGAUCACCAGGAAAUCCCCUGCUUACAACUCCAUAAAUGCAUCGGAAUUUGGCCGGUUUCUGGUGAUAUCCGUGGGAACCGGAUCAGCAAAGGUUGAGGAGAAGUAUGAGGCCAAGUCGGUGGCUAGAUGGGGUGUCUUUGGUUGGUUGAUGGGAGCCAAUUCAGUUCCUUUAGUGGAUGUGUUCAUGCAAGGAAGCGCCGACGUGGUUGAUUUUCAUCUUUCUGUGGUUUUCAAAGCCCUUAAUUCCGAAAAUAACUAUCUCAGGAUUCAGGAUGACACAUUGAGAGGGACAGUAUCGACAGUCGACACUUCUACAAAGGAGAAUCUGAACAAUCUUGUCAAAGUCGGUGAGGAAUUGUUGAAGAAGCCAGUUUCGAAGGUGAACCUGGAGACUGGUAACUUGGAGCCCUCAAAGCUGGAGACUAAUGAACAGGCUCUGAAAAGGUUCGCAAAGCUACUUGUGGAAGAGAGGCGCCGCCGUCAUGCCAAUCACUCCGAAACUCUCAAGCAAAGCAUAGUAUAAAGCUAUACUUGAAUCCUAUUCGUCCGGUCAUUUAUGUGUGGAACUUACAGUGGGCAGUGAAAGCAGGGAAAUCCCUCCUCUAUGAAUAAGAACCUGGCUGGUAUCGGUCUUCUCUUGCUAGUUGCUAUUACUCCAAAUUGUUGGUAUUAUCCGACAAUGAUCGCAUACAAUUUCUUUUAAGCUGUCAAUAGACCUAAUAAAGAUUCCACAUGUAAAGCUGGGCAAUGUAAGUCCAACUUGGAUAUAGGCUUUGUAAGAAUUUGCUUUUUCGCCACUCCAAAACUAUGUAAGACCAAGCUGUUAUAUGA
Molecule: messenger RNA, 1705 nt
Organism: Syzygium oleosum
Lineage: Eukaryota; Viridiplantae; Streptophyta; Magnoliopsida; Myrtales; Myrtaceae
Product: patatin-like protein 2
Exons: 7
Coding region: 174-1397 (407 amino acids)
Biological process (GO): lipid metabolic process
Molecular function (GO): glycerophospholipase activity; monoacylglycerol lipase activity
Source: RefSeq, a predicted model, not a curated record